This is a messenger RNA of Sphenostylis stenocarpa, 483 nucleotides long. NCBI's taxonomy places the organism in Eukaryota, Viridiplantae, Streptophyta, Magnoliopsida, Fabales, Fabaceae. The record is from the annotation of a GenBank genome assembly.
AUGCCCCCAACGAUAAGCAUACCUACUGCACCUAACACGGCCCCAAUAAUUAUUCCACUCAAUGUACCCGGCGACAGCCCCCCGCCGCUGGGACUAUUCGGACCAGCAGCUAAUGGAGGAGGAGGAGAGGCACUGAAGUUAGUGUCGGAAGGAGUCUCCACCGGAGGAGAAGAAGGAGAGGCACUGGAGUUAAUGUCAGAAGGAGUCUCCGCCGGCAACGGAGACGACAUGGGCGGCAAAGUUUUCCAAGUGAGGGUUUGGAUGGGUGGGGGAGUGAAAGAAAGAAAAGUUACGAUGCGACCGUGUGACGACAAGUCAACGAGUCGUGGACAAGGUAAGGUCAUGUCUACGAAUGACGGGAUUAAGAAAACUCAACUCGUGGGAAAGUUCGAAAGAAAACUGACACAUAAAAGUGAGAAAAUCAAGCACACACGCCACCACCGCCUCAUUACCUUUACCGGCAAACGUCACCGAAAAACCUAA